Molecule: messenger RNA, 2840 nt
Organism: Urocitellus parryii (Arctic ground squirrel)
Lineage: Eukaryota; Metazoa; Chordata; Mammalia; Rodentia; Sciuridae
Source: RefSeq, a predicted model, not a curated record
AUGCUGCUACUAUUCCUCCUUGGGGCAGCCACAGGCAGAUGUCUACAUGACGAGACUCAGAAGUCCGUGAGCCUUCUCAGGCCCCCUUUUUCCCAAAUGGCCCCAGACUUCCGCUCCUCCUACCUCACCCUCCCCAACUCCCUUGAUCCUCAACCCCUCCGAAUCCAAACUUACUAUAUAGGAGAGCCUACAUCUGAUGGAGCUUGGGAUCCUGAGGGGGAUGUAAUGAGAGGGAGAUCCCAAGCCCUGACUGCAGUGAGAGAGGCCACUCAGCGAAUCCAUGGUGUCCUAGCAGUGCAAGGACCCCUGCUUCUGAGUCGAGAUCCUACACAGUACUGUCAUGCUGUCUGGGGAGACCCAGAUACCCCAAACUACCACAGGUGCAGCCUCUUGAACCUAGGGUACAAAGGAGAGACUUGCCUGGGAGCAAAGAUACCUGAUGCCCAUCUUCAUGGUUAUACCUUGUGGCCAGAGCAGGGUCCCCCACAACUGAUCCAGCCAGAUGGGCCUGGGGUCCAGAACACUGAUUUUCUCCUAUAUGUGCGGAUUGCCCACACUUCCAGGUGCCACCAAGAGGCCACACUUCAUGAAUUGCUCCAUAUCCUGGGCUUCUCUGGACAGCUUUUCAAGAAGUGGCGGGAUUGCCCCUCCGGACUCAACAUUAGAGAGAAUUGUUCUACAAGGCAACAAGUGACAAGGCGAGAUAAGUGGGGACAGCUGCUUCUCACCACYCCAACUGUUAGCCACAGCCUGGCCAAACACUUGGGAGUAUUAGGGGUUUCUCUGGGUGUUCCCCUGGAAGAAGAGCAGGGCCCUUCAUCCUCACACUGGGAGGCCAGACUGCUCCAGGGUUCUAUAAUGGCUGCUACCUUCAAUGGUGCCCAGCGCACUCAACUUGACUCAGUCACUCUUGCUGCCUUCCAAGAUUCAGGCUGGUAUCAGGUCAACCACAGUGCUGCAGAGGAGCUGUUGUGGGGCAAGGGAUCUGGUCUAGAAUUUGGCUUGGUGACCACAUGUGGGACCAGCUCCUCAGACUUCUUCUGUACUGGCAGUGGGAUGGGCUGCCACUACCUGCACUUGGACAAGGGAAGCUGUUCCUCAGACCCCACACUGGAAGGCUGCCGCAUGUACAAGCCCCUCGCCAACAGAAGUGAAUGCUGGAAGAAGGAAAAUGGGCUCCCAGCUGGGACAGAGAAUCCCCAUGGGGAGAUCUACCAUUCCCAGAGUCGCUGCUUCCUUGCCAACCUCACCUUACAACGGCUCCCUGGGGAUAAGACCAGCCAUCCCUCUCAGAUCCCAAAUCUCAAGGAAGCAAAGCUCACUGGCCGUUGUUAUUUACAUCAAUGUACCCAAAGAGGAGCAUAUGAGGUGCAAGUAGAGGGAUCACCUUGGGUCUCGUGUCGUCCAGGAAAGGCUAUUCAGAUACCUGGGUAUCAUGGUCUUCUCUACUGUCCCCAAGGUCGGCUAUGUCAGGCCAAUGAAGGUAACAACUCUGUUACUUCUCUACCUGUGAAUCUUUCAACCCAAGAAGUGCUAUUCAAGCUGUCUUUAUGAUUAGCUGGACCCCCAGGCCACACACUGCAGGAAGAACAGAAAGAAGAGCUGGCUGAAGCAGUACUGCAGGCCCUGGUGAACAGAAGUGGCACUGGCAGGUGCUAUUUCCAUAGCCCAUCAAUUACCACUAGUUUGGUGUUCACUGUGCAUAUGUGGAAAUCCCCUGGCUGCCAAGGGCCUUCGGUUGCUAUGCUGUACAAGGCCCUCACCCUGACUCUUCAGGAGAAGCCCUUAGAAGUGUAUCAUGGAGAAGCCAGUUUUACCACAGAAUAUAUCAAGUUGCUGGUUUCCUGGGACCAUAAUCCUUCCACGACCCAAAUCACUCUGUCUGUGGGACUCUGCCUACUGCUGCUAAUUCUGGUGGGUGCAACAGGAAUUGUGGCCUAUCAGAAACAAGCAACUCUUCAGGUGGGACCAUCUGCCCCAUAACAUUACUUGAUACAUGAUACACAAGGGACCCAACUGGAUGAACAAAAGAAGCAUGAUGUUACCCAGAACAUGACAGGGUGUAGCAUAGAUUAUUUAAGACACAACUAGAUGGAAAAAUCUGUUAUGUACACCUUUCUACUUUCCCUGGAAUGCCUCCUUCCAGGUUAUCAACUUCAUACUAGUCUGGCAAUGGAGGGGUGGGGUGAAAAACUAGAGUCUCAUGGUUAUAAAAAUUUAUUUUGGUACAAAAAAAUAAACUAACCUGUAAAGUAUCACUUAUUUUCACACUGUCUUUUUGUUAUUUUGGUACUAAGGAUUGAACUCAGGGACACUUUACUACUGAGUCCUUUUUACUUGUUGGGACAAGGUCUCAAGAAGUUGCUUAAGUUGGUCUGGAACUUGCAAUCCUCCUGCCUCAACCUCCUUAGUAGAUGGGAUUACAGAUGUGUAACACCACAUCCAGCUAUUUACAUACUAUUGUAGAGCAACAACAGACACAUCUGCUACAGACUUCAAUAUCAUGUGUGCUUUAGAAAAAGUUCAUUACAAUUUGGUAUUUUAUCAAUUUUCAUUGCUAAUUGGGGUCAAACAGUGUGAAGGAGGGAGUAACUAAUUAUCUCCCUUUCCUGAUUUUCCAUAAUUUUACUAAAUCUCCACUGGGAGACCCAGUGGUUGGGAUGUUGCAUAAUUAUGCUAGAGUAUGGGAAGGGUAGUAAAACCAGAAUCCCACCAAACUAUAAAAAUAUCUUUCCUUAGUCAUGGUAGCAUAUGCUCAUAAAUGAGCAACUUGGGAAGCUAAGGCAAGAAAACUCCAAGUUUGGGGCCAGCCUCAGCAACCUAGUAAGACUCUGUCUCAA